ACCUGUGCCUAUCUCUCCCUGCAGGUGCCUGUGUCUGUCUCUCCGUUGAGGCGCCCGUCUCUCCCUGCAGUCACCCCAGGAGGGGCUUGUGCCCAUCUCCCCCACCAUCUGGUGUCCCCUGCCACCCCCCAACCAUGGCCUUUGGAGACCUUCUGGAGAAGGUGGGCAGUGCAGGUCCCUUCCAGCUCCUCUGUGUCCUGCUGCUCACUGCGCCUGCCCUCCUCAUUGCCAGCCACAACCUGGUGCAGAACUUCAGUGCCAUCUCCCCUGAGCACCAGUGCCGCCCCCUGCCACCGGGCACCAACGCCAGCUGGGUGGGCAACAGCACGGCAGCUCAUGGGGGGCUCUCCCUGGCCCCGAGCCCAGAGCAGUGCUGUCACUUGGCGGGCACCCAUGGGCAGCGUCCAAGACACAACGGUUCGCUGGGCAGGGAAGGCGAGACAGAGCCCUGCCGGGACGGGUGGUACUACGACCGCAGCACCUUCUCCUCCACCAUCGUCACUGAGUGGGAUCUGGUGUGUGACCUGGGCCCCCUCCCAGCGCUGGCGCAGAUGCUGUUCAUGGCAGGGGUGCUGCUUGGAGCCCUCCUUUUCGGAGUCUUCUCAGACAGGUUUGGGCGGCGGGUCAUCCUGCUGUGUUCUCUGCUGUUGGUGGCUGUCAUGGGAACUGGGGCUGCCUUAUCCUCAGACUUCCUCACCUACUGUGCCUUCCGCCUGCUGAGCGGGGUCGGUCUGUCUGGCUUCCUCCUCAACUACAUCUGCCUCAGUCUGGAAUGGGUCCCCACCAAGUCCCGCGCCCUGGUGGUGACAUGGCUGAGUUACUGCAGCACGGCAGGUCAGGUGGUGCUGGCUGGCCUGGCCUACAGCAUCCGGGACUGGCGCUGGCUGCAGCUGGCCAUUUCUACCCCCUUCUUCAUCUUCUUCCUCUGUGUCUGGUGGAUCCCGGAGUCCGCACGCUGGCUCAUUGUCAACCACAAGCCUGCAACAGCGCUGAGCAACCUGCAACGGGUGGCCCGGAUCAACCAGAAGCAGCUGGGUGGGGACAGCAUCUCCCUGGAAAUGGUGGAGAAGGUGGGGGGCAGCCUCCCUGAGAAAAGCACAUGCUCCUGCCUGGGCCUCUUCCACACGCCGGCCAUGAGACGCAUCUCCUGCUGCCUCAUGAGUGUCAGCUUUUCCACCAACCUGGCCUACUUCGGGCUCUCCAUGGACCUGCCGGCCUUUGGCCUGGACAUCUUCCUGGUGCAGACAUUCUUUGGGGCCAUUGACAUCCUGGCCAAGAUGGCCUGUACCCUGGCCCUGAGCUACUUUGGGCGCCGAGCCAUCCAGGCCAGCUCCCUCAUCCUGGCCGGAGUCUUUCUCCUGGGGAACAUCCCUGUACCCAGAGAGAUGCUGAUGGUGCGACUGGCUCUGGUGGUGCUGGGAAAAGGAUGCCUGGCUGCCUCCUCUGUCUGCUCCUGCCUGUAUGGGGGAGAACUCUUCCCAACCGCUGUCAGGCAGACAGGCACUGGCUUCACCACUGUGAUGGCUCGUCUGGGUGGCAUGGUGGCCCCGGCGGUGCUGGUGGCUGGGCAGCAAUUUCCCUUCCUGCCACUGGUGAUAUUCGGGGUGGCUCCCGUCGUGUCCGGCAUCGCGGCCUGCUUCCUGCCAGAGAUGCACAAUGUCCCCCUGCUGGACACCAUAGAAGAGGUGGAGGACAGGUGUGACUCACAGGCUGCUGGGAUUGACUGCUAUACGAACCAGGGGCUCUGGAGAAGAAGAGCAACCAGGCAGCCAGGAAGAGGUUUCCCCACAGCCUCCAUGGCCCCUGGAGUCCAGCUGGAGAAGGAGCAAUGCAUGGGCUUCUUCCAAAUCAUCCUCAUCGCCCUGGUCUUCCUCCCUCUCCUCAUGGUAGCCUCCCAUAACUUCCUGCAGAACUUCACAGCUGCUGUCCCCAGGCACUGGUGCUACAUCCCGGUGGGAGACAAUGACACCACAGAGGUGACAGGAGACCUGCUGAAGAUCUAUGUUCCUAUGGAUGACAACCAGGAGCCAGACAGAUGCCUGCGGUUCAGCACCCCACAGUGGCAGCUCCUGGCCCCCAACGGAACCAGCACCAAUACCACUGAGCCCUGCCUGGAUGGGUGGGUGUACGACAGGAGUGUCUUCAACUCCACCAUCAUCACUGAGUGGCACCUGGUCUGUGGCCAGCGGACUCUCAAGGAUUUUGCCCAGUCCAUUUACAUGGCGGGGGUGCUGGUGGGAGCGCUGGUCUACGGGGGCCUGGCAGAUAGGCUGGGGCGCCGGGCACUGCUGCUCUGGUCCCUGCUGCUGGUGGGUGUGAUGGGCACCGGCGCUGCCUUCGCCCCCAACCUGGCAGCCUACUGUGCCUUCCGCUUCUUCAGCGGCACGGGUACCGCGGGCUUCAUCCUCAACAGCAUCAGCCUGACCAUGGAGUGGAUCCCAUCCCAGUCCUGGGCCACGGUAGCCACCAUCCUUGCCUGCAGCCUGACGCUGGGCCAGCUGGUCCUGGCUGGACUGGCAUACGGCAUCCGCGACUGGCGCCAGCUGCAGCUGGCAUCCUCAGCACCCUUCUUUCUCUUCUUCCUCUACAGCUGGUGGAUCCCAGAGUCCGCGCGCUGGCUCAUCGUCAACCACAGGCCUGAGAUGGCGCUGAGGAACCUACGACGGGUGGCCUGGAUCAACGGCGAGAAGCUGGAGGGGGAGGGCAUCUCCCUGGAGACACUGAGGCUGGAAAUGCAGCAGAAGAAAGAGAGCUUGGGGCCCUCCCGGCACUCUGCCCUGGGGCUGUUCCGGACAGCGCCCAUGCGUGGGGUCACCUGCUGCCUUAUGCUGGCCUGGUUCUCCAACAGCUUCUCUUACUACCACCUGGCCCUGGACCUGCAGCGCUUCGGGGGCAUCAGCAUCUUCCUGGUGCAGCUGAUCUUUGGCGCUGUGGACGUGCCCUUCCGCAUGCUGGUGGCCGUGGCUGCCAACCGCCUGGGGCGCCGGCUCACGCAGGCUGCCUGUCUGUUCCUGGGGGGACUUUUCAUCCUGGCAAGCAUCCCCGUGCCGCAGGACAUGGAGGUGCUGCUGAUUGCCCUGACUGUCCUCGGAAAAGGGCUCUUCUCCUCCUCCUCCAGCUGCUCCUACCUGUACACCACGGAGCUCUACCCUACCGUCAUCCGGCAGACAGGGCUGGGGGUCACCAACAUGAUGGCUCGUCUGGGAGCGGUGGCAGCCCCCAUGGUGCAGAUGACCCAGGCCUUUGUCUCCUUCCUGCCCCUGCUCCUGUUCGGGGCAGUGCCCAUCACAGCUGGCAUCCUGGUCAAUUGCUUACCAGAGACCUUGGGGGUCCCACUAGCCGACACGAUGAUGCAGGUGGAGGACAGAGCAAGAAAGAAAAGGAGCAAGAAAGAGGAACUGAAAACCAAAUUCUAAACAACAGGCUCAUGUGUCAGGCACUGGACUGGGAUUCUGGAGACCUGAGUUCAAAUCCUGGCUCCCUGUGUGACCUAGGGCAUGUCACUUCAUUGCUUGGUGCUCAGUUUCCUCAUCUGUAAAGUGUGGCUAAUGAUGCUUCCCUGCCCAGUGGGGAUUAUGGGGAUAAAUCUAUUAAUAUGUGGGAGGCUCAGAUACUAGCAUGAUAGGCCCCACUGCAGAACUAGAUAGAGAUAGAACCAGACAAGCAGCUUUUUAUCACAGAAGCAAAAUCUUGAAAGGGUCCUUUUUGUCUGGGAUUCUCCAGCUUAGAUUUUUAAAAAGACAAGGAGUACUUGUGGCACCUUAGAGACUAACCAAUU
Caretta caretta (loggerhead turtle) is the source of this 3778-nucleotide messenger RNA. RefSeq names its product solute carrier family 22 member 6-B-like. NCBI's taxonomy places the organism in Eukaryota, Metazoa, Chordata, Testudines, Cheloniidae. Gene Ontology annotation, biological process: transmembrane transport. The record is from RefSeq and is a predicted model, not a curated record. Gene Ontology annotation, molecular function: transmembrane transporter activity.